This is a messenger RNA of Gadus morhua (Atlantic cod), 6356 nucleotides long. RefSeq names its product dual-specificity tyrosine-(Y)-phosphorylation regulated kinase 1A, b (gene dyrk1ab). Bases 923 to 3067 code for a protein of 714 amino acids. The transcript has 11 exons. The record is from RefSeq and is a predicted model, not a curated record. Gene Ontology annotation, biological process: protein autophosphorylation; peptidyl-serine phosphorylation; peptidyl-threonine phosphorylation. Lineage: Eukaryota; Metazoa; Chordata; Actinopteri; Gadiformes; Gadidae. Gene Ontology annotation, molecular function: protein serine/threonine/tyrosine kinase activity; protein serine/threonine kinase activity; ATP binding.
AACAAGCCAGAGCAUCGCCAUUUUGUCAGAAGGGUUUUUUUCCCCCCCAGCCUCAGUCUUUUCAAAUCUUCUCCCUUCCCGCCGGAAUAAUGCUGUCACUGGAUAUAUGUUUGACAUUUUUCGAUAAAGAAACGCGUCGAGUGGAACGGAUCAUGAAAAUCAAGAGGCAAACGAUCUAUUAAGAGUUAAGGCGGUUAGGCGGCGGCGGCGGCGGUCCGCGUCUCCGGUCCACCGGGCCGGUUCACUGCGCAGGUUUGGACCGCGCGCCAUUUUGUGAAAAUUGACAUAAAAUUCUUAUCCAAAAAAUUAUCAGAGGACACGCUUUUUGCGACGCGAUCCAGACCUCCGGGAUUCAGCCGAGCGGUCACGUCUGUCGAAAAGAUACCCGUCGCGGAAACUAGCACUAGAGACACGACAAAUCGGAAUUUACGACGAGGUUUAUUUAGCGGGCAGCUCCUAAUCGUUAGCUCGGAGGAAAGGAGCUAAAGCUAGCAAACGGGGCUAAUGCUAGCCGCGUUCAUUUUGUCAACUCGCUAGCCUAGCCCGUUCGGCUAAGGUUAGCUAGUGAGUAAUGCGUGCUAGUUAACGUUAGCGGGCAGCUAGUCACCAGCUGAUUGUUCUCAAAGACGCCUUGAGUGGCCCGUUCGGAUUCUGAGCAAACUUAGUGCGCUGGGCAUGGUGGAGUAGCCGGCCGCGGAUGGUUCUAGACCUCGCCGGGGUGAAGAGGAAGGGGAAUCGGGUUUAACGUCCCUGGCUAACAGCGCAGGGAGGGGAGAAUCUCAAACUGGAUAAGUUGCCUCAUCAUACAGGUUAUUGGACUUUAAAUGAAGAUCGUGCCAUCAGGGGAGGAGAGACUUCAGCAUGCAAACCUUCGUCCGUCCGGCUUGCGCCCUCUUUUUCUUUCCACACUGCUGGUCUUCAGAUGGCUGCUCCAAUGCCCCAUACGCACCAGCAGUACAGUGACCGCCACCAGCCAAGCACUGACCAAUCUGUUGCGGUCUUACCGUACAGCGACCAGACCCAACAGCUCACUGCCAAUCAGAGGCACAUGCCCCAGUGCUUUCGUGACCCAACUUCGGCUCCCUUGAGGAAGCUCUCCAUUGACCUUAUCAAAACAUACAAACACAUCAAUGAGGUUUAUUAUGCAAAGAAGAAGCGUCGCCACCAACAGGGGCAGGGCGAGGACUCCAGCCACAAGAAGGAGAGGAAGGUCUUCAACGAUGGCUACGACGAUGACAACUAUGACUACAUCGUCAAGAACGGGGAGAAGUGGAUGGACCGCUAUGAGAUCGACUCCUUGAUAGGGAAGGGGUCUUUCGGACAGGUUGUGAAGGCUUAUGACCGUGCAGAGCAAGAAUGGGUUGCCAUUAAAAUAAUUAAGAACAAGAAAGCUUUCCUCAAUCAAGCCCAGAUUGAAGUGCGGCUCCUAGAGCUCAUGAACAAACAUGAUACCGAGAUGAAGUACUACAUAGUCCACCUGAAGCGUCACUUCAUGUUCCGGAACCACCUCUGCCUGGUGUUCGAGAUGCUCUCCUACAACCUGUACGACCUGCUGAGGAACACCAACUUCCGUGGCGUCUCCCUCAACCUGACGCGGAAGUUCGCCCAGCAGCUGUGCACGGCGCUGCUCUUCCUGGCCACACCGGAGCUCAGCAUCAUCCACUGUGACCUGAAGCCCGAGAACAUCCUUCUCUGCAACCCCAAGAGGAGCGCCAUCAAGAUUGUGGAUUUCGGCAGCUCGUGCCAACUGGGACAGAGGAUAUACCAGUACAUCCAGAGUCGCUUCUACCGCUCCCCAGAGGUGCUCCUGGGGAUGCCCUACGACCUGGCCAUAGACAUGUGGUCCCUCGGAUGCAUUCUGGUGGAGAUGCACACGGGGGAGCCCCUCUUCAGUGGAGCCAAUGAGGUGGAUCAAAUGAACAAGAUCGUAGAAGUACUCGGGAUCCCACCGAACCACAUAAUGGACCUAGCUCCGAAGGCCAGGAAGUUUUUUGAGAAGCUCUCGGAUGGUACAUGGAGUGUAAAGAAGACCAAAGAUGGCAAACGGUACAAGCCCCCAGCUUCUCGUAAGCUCCACUCCAUCCUGGGCGUGGAGGCGGGCGGGCCAGGUGGCCGCCGGGCGGGCGAGUCCGGCCACGCGGUUGCCGACUACUUGAAGUUCAAGGACCUGAUCUUGCGGAUGCUGGACUACGACCCCAAAAGCCGCAUCCAGCCCUACUAUGCCCUGCAGCACAGCUUCUUCAAGAAGACUGCCGACGAGGGGACCAACACGAGCAGCAGCGUGUCCACUAGCCCCGCGCUGGAGCAGUCCCAGUCUUCAGGAACCACGUCCAGCACCUCCUCGAGUUCAGGAGGGUCGUCUGGGACAAGUACCAGUGGCCGAGCGAGGUCAGACCCGACCCAUCACCACUUGCACAGUGGAGGACACUUUGGGCCGGUCAUGCCCGCAAUCGAGGGCGACAGCCUCUGCCCACAGGUGAGGCAGCCCUACCCUCCUCCAUUGGUGUGGGGAGGCGGCGUGGUCCCCGAGUCCGUCACUGGAGAGACCCACCCGGUUCAGGAGACCACCUUCCACGUCCCCCCCCAGCACCCCAAGGCCCUGCAUCCCCACUCACACCCCCAUCACCACCACGGGCAGAUGAUGGCCACAAGGCCCCGUCCGCGCCACUACACCUCCCCGACACACAGCUCCUCGACACAGGACUCCAUGGAGGUGGUGCAUGGCCACCUGUCCAUGACCUCCCUGUCUUCCUCUGCCUCCUCUUCCUCCACAUCUUCCUCUUCCACUGGGAACCAUGGCAACCAGGCGUACCAGCUCCGCCACCUGCCCGUGGGCGCCCUGGACUUUAGUCAGAACGGUGGGCUGAGCAUGGGGCUGGGCGCCUUCUCAAACCCCCGGCAGGAGACGGGCAGCAUGGCGGCGCACCCCGCGUUCCCCAUGGGCACAAACACGGGGCCGGCGCACUACCUGGGGGAGGCCCACCUGGGCCUGAGGCCGGGCAUGGACCGAGAGGAGUCUCCGAUGACCGGAGUGUGUGUGCAGCAGAGUUCCAUGGCCAGCUCGUGACUGCGCUGACAUUUGGCUGUGUGUUCCCCCCCCUGUGCGUCAUUUUUAAGGUGGUGUUUUUUACUACAAGGUGUGUUGAGAACAAAAAGCUGCUCGCGUCAGAAGGGAGAUAUCACUGAACCGCUACUACAGAGGAAAAAAAAAAACGGUUUUUUUGGGGUUAAAAAGUAUAUAUGUAAUUUACAUCCGUUUUCUUUUUUUCUUUUGCAAUCAUUAGGCACAAAGUAAUAUUGCAGAAUAACCAUAGUAAGAUCGAGACAUCCAUCUUACCAUUUCACCAGUUCCAUGUAAUCACAAUCACCAUAUGGUAUUAUGUGGCAAAAUCUUCUGAGGAGCAUUUCAGAACGACGUUUGAGGCUGGUUUACAGGUAGCCGUCGGUGGUAACGCGCGCGGCGUCCUCUUUCGGUUCAGGCCGUGGAACGUCUGACAUUAACCGUUCCACAGGUUGUGGUUUUUUUUUUUUGCCCUCUUUUUAUUUUUUACUUUUUAAUGGAAAAUUUACCUAAGAGCUGCUUGUAAAUCCUGUAGCUUGACGAGGGGGGGGGAGUGUUUGCAGUGAUAUUUCAUGUUGUCGGUCGGUAUGGUGUAACUCUGUCAAAAGGGGAGCACACACACACACACACACCACGGUGGAGUCCCUAGAGCACGUGCUGGCCAGGACAGAGAGGGGGGGGGAUGGGGGUCGGAGAAGGGGAGCAGCAGGAGGAAGGAGACCCCCCCCCCACCCCCCCGCACGCCGACGCAGACACCGACCCGGUGUCGGUAGCGGAGGGUGCUGGCGCCGCCCCUCGGGCCCCAGGGGCCCGCAGCCUUGCACGCUGCGCCAGGGCCCGGCACAGACGAGAGCGGCGGUGGGCGCGGGCCACGAGAAGACCCCGCCCACGCAGCAGCAGCAGGACAGUCAGUGGCUGGUUCUUGGAUAACCCUUUGGCCUUACGACUCACGGACUUGGAAUGGAACGGAGCUGGACGUUAUUAUUUGAAUUAAGAUGGCUUUUCUCUAUUUUUCUCUCUAGACAGCCCUUAAUUCUUUAAGGAAAUUAAAACAAACAUAAAAAGGUAAAUAAGAAUGGUAAUUUGAGGCCUUUCUCUACAAAGUUUUUCUUCUCAAGCAGGGCCCCACAUAACAGGGUCUUAUUGUACACAACAACCUCCUAAACAUUACUUCCUUGAGAAUCUUAUUCACUAAUUAAGGAUUUUGCAGUGGAAAGAACUAUCUAUUCCAGAGUCUACCCUUUUUUUGUUUUUGCUUUUUUUUGGUUACUUAUUCCCCCCCUUCCGCUUUUGCAUGUAGUUCCUCAUCAGAACCACCUGCACAAGUCUCUCCAUCCAAAACGUGGAAACGGAAGAAAAAAAAUGUUACGUGACUGCCUUUUUUCUCCUCAAAUUAUGCUGUGAAUUUUUCAAGAAUUUAUUUUCCCUUUGGAUAUGUUUUUAUACCAAAGCAGUUGUUUUAUAGCAUAUAGGUGUCUGUAACCAAUAAUGUAGCAGUUCACCACUUUUGACGCAAAAGUUUAUCAUGAUUAUUUUAACGUCAAUACAAAAAAAAAACAACAGCUGCAAUAUAUUACUUUAGCAAAACCGGAGACCGUCGUCGAGAACGUUGGCUAUUGUGUAUUAUGACCAGAUUCGUUUUACCAAAACUGUUUCCAUAUUAAUUGGUAGAUUAUUUUGGGAGUCUUUUAAAAACUUUGGUAUGUUUAGAAACAUUUGGUAGUUACUCUGCAGGCCCCAGAGUAGCAGGAUAGAAGCUGAUGGUUUAAAAAAAAAAAAAGAAGAAAAAAAAAGAAAAAGAGACUAAUGCGUUCUAUUUGUGUCGUAUUUUUUCUUUUGCCCCUCCCUCCCCCACCCCAUCAUACUAUUUCAAAGGGUUUUGCUGCCUUUCAUACAUCAUUUGGUCAACGUGCUAAGUUCUGCCAUGAAUGGAGACCUUAGGUCGUGGUUCUGGCAGGACGGUGAUAACUUUGGGAGAUCAGAGUUGAGUUUGGAAUGGUCUUGUGCUCAUGUGGUAGGGCAGAUCCCUGUGAUUGUGGUCCUAUUUAAAGGGAAACCGUUGCCCAUAAGCCCACAAUCCCAUGCUUGGCUUAGGCAGACAUGCAUGUCCUCUCAGAUCAUUACAGUCAAUAACCAGAAUCUUUAGGUUUUUGUUUUUAUUUUUUUGUUAUUUUUUAUCAGGGAUUUUAAAAAGUGCAUUCUUUUUUUCUGUUACUCAUUUUUAUCAACUUUGAAAAAUUUAGACGGAAGAAAAAAACCUGCCCACAACCGCCUUUUAAGCAGAGGCCAGGGUCGAAGGUCAUUUUAGUGUCAAUUAAGAGGGGAGAACAUCAUACAGACAAAAAUAAAUACCAUACUUGUUAUUUCCACAAUAUAAAUGUAAAGCUACCUAUAACUUGAUUGGGGUUUUAUCUGGAUGUCAAGGUCAAUUGCAAAUUUGCAAUCAUUUUUCAUACCCCAUAGAAUUUGAGACAUUCAGAAUUGGCCAGUGACUUGAUUACUGGCCCUUCAUACUGGUACUUAACAUUCCAAAAUAAAGACUGAAAAAAAAAUUUGACUGCAGUGACUCGUAAGUGUGCGCCUAUUUCAGAUCAUGCUGAUUGACCUCUUAUUUAGAGCAGUUGUCAUGAAAUGCAGCCCCUUUUUAAUAGUUGAAAUAGAAUUUAUGUAUAUAUUUAUAUUUUUUUAAUAAAGGAAGUAUAGAACUCACUACCUUGCUCCUUGCUGGUAUGUUGAUUAUGUUUGUCAAUCUGGUGACCAUUCGGUGGGCAGGAAUUCCUGUUUUCUUAGUGGCAAAACCUUGCCUUUUGGCAGUGGUACUUGACUGCAUCAGGACAACAUUAUGAGGUAGGGUUUGAAUCAAACAGGGAAAGCUAGAUCUUCAAACCUUAAUGUUCACAGGGUAUAUUGUAAGUGCAUGUACAUCACAAACUUUACUUUUUGGUUAUAUGAGAAGCACAUGGUUGGAAAAAAAAAAGGUUCCAUUUUCCAUAAGCCUGUUUAGUUUGUGGGUUUUACACAAAUCAGUAUACUUGUUAACAUUAUCUUACCACCCAACAAAAGUCUCAAUCCUCUGAUUUAAUUUGAAUAUUUUCCUUCAUUUUUUUUAUUUCACAUUUUAUCACUUUUUGUACAUGCAUCAUGCACUAUAGAAUUGAACAGCAUGGGGGAAAGGAUAAGUCCAUGUAUCCACAGAUUGUAAGAUCUAGUCAAGACUUUGCUGUGUUUAUGACAAUGCCCUUUGUAUUAUAUUAAGACAGUCUUAUGUAUGAUAUAUAAAAAGAAGUUAAUUGAA